Molecule: messenger RNA, 2087 nt
Organism: Durotheca rogersii
Lineage: Eukaryota; Fungi; Ascomycota; Sordariomycetes; Xylariales; Xylariaceae
Exons: 3
Coding region: 357-1814 (485 amino acids)
Molecular function (GO): FAD binding
Source: RefSeq, a predicted model, not a curated record
GUAUAGACAGCUGGAACUCCUAUUCCUGUGGAUUUUGGGACAGCUAACCUUGCGAUUACACAACAUGUAACCCCCCCCCAUCCUUGUCUGCACGACGUCUACCCCGACAAUUGCAUCUUCCGCCGCUCGAUUCCGUACAACCAACGAUCUUUGUUCAAUUUUGGCUUGUUCUGCCACAAUACUUCGUGCUGUGCCGUGUGCGUAUUUAGGAACCGGACCUUUCUUUAUUGCUAUCGCCUACACCAUUAGCACACUGAACAGGCCAGCGUCCUUCUCUUCCCUGCUCAUCCCGUCCAACGCUCGCCAGGCCACCCUUUGUGUUCAAGAUCCAUCAGUUAGCACAGCCCACCUGCAAAAUGGCGGGCGUUGAUAGCCUCCCGAACCCGCAGGCUGAAUGGCUAGCCCAGAGUGGCCUCGAGUCCCGGGUCCUCUUCCCUGCUGAUGCGGCCUAUGCUACCCGAAUCGACUCCUACUGGUGCAAUAGCGCCAAGUUGCGGCCGUCUUGCAUUGUUCAGCCACACUCGGCCUACGAGGUGUCUAGAGCGGUUACCGCCCUGGCAAAGACGAACCAGCCGUUCGCCGUGCGUGCUGGUGGCCACACCAAUUGGGCCGGAAGCAACAAUAUUGCCGACGGCGUCACUAUCGAUCUAGGUCUCCUCAACUCGACCCAGUAUGAUGAUACUAACCAGACAGCGCACCUGGGACCCGGAGGGAAGUGGAAAGAUGUCUACGCCGAGCUCGAGAGACAUGGCCGUACAGUCUCGGGAGGCCGAGAGGCAGAGGUCGGCGUAGGGGGUUUCCUGCUAGGUGGCGGAAACACGUUCUAUACGUCACGUUACGGGUGGGCCUGCGACAAUGUUGUCGCCUACGAGAUUGUCCUGGCGGAUGGGAGCAUCAUCACUGCUGAAGCAGGGGGCAGGCAUACCGACCUCUUCCGUGCCUUGAAAGGUGGAGGCAACAACUUCGGCAUCGUCACGCGUUUUACUAUGCGGACCAUACCUAGCGGCCCGAUCUGGGGCGGGCUGGCUCUUCAUCCUUUGGACGCUGUCCCUGCUGGUGUUGAUGCCCUGGUCGACUUCACGACCAACAAUGCAAGCGAUCCAUAUACCAAUAUGCAAUUCGUUGUUGGCCACCAACCCAGAUUUGGGGGGGGCGUUGGCAUUACCAUAGCAAAUAACAUGCUUGCUGUCGAGAAACCGCCGCUGCUCCAGAAGAGCUUGGCGUUGCCUGAAAUUAUGAACAAUUACAAGACCACCACGCUUCAGGAAGUUCUUACAUAUUCCUCGCUCCCACCCAACUACUACAACAUCUGGUUCACUCUGACUAUCAAGAAUGACGCCUCGAUUGUUCGCAAAGCCGCCGCGUUGCAUAAUGAAAUGGCGAAGGAGCUUCAGGCAGGCAUUCCAGACCAGGACUUCACCUCGCACGUCUCCUUUCAGCCAGUGCCGCGUCUAUUCGUGCAGCAGUCGCACGCUGCCAACAGCAGCGGCAAUGUUCUCGGCCUUGAGCAAAAUACCUACGAUGCUAUCCUAAUCCAGGCGUCCGCCAGUGUGCGUACCGCUGAGCUAGAGGCGUGGGCUCGUCCCAAGGUGUGCGCAUUAGUUGAUGAGGUGCGUACCUUCGCUAGUAGUAUCGAGGGCGGCGCCGUGCCGUGGGUGUACCUCAAUUACGCGCACUCUGGUCAGGAAGUUCUACAGAGCUACGGUCCAGAGAACGUAGGCAGGAUCCGGGAGGCAGCAUUAAAGUACGAUCCCGAAGGUGUCUUCCAACGCCUGUGUCCUGGGGGAUUCAAAAUUUCAGCUGUAAAAGACUAGUUUCUACACUGGCCUUCUUCGUUUCGAGACCUACGUGGAAGCAGGCCUUGAGGCUAGGAGCGUUUCGAUAAGGAAGGGUAGAGGGUAGAACCUCCGUAACCGAGCGUUUGCAGAUAUGAGAUGUGCUCGUCUAACUUCUUCACGACUUUUUGACUAGCAUGAACGAGCCUUACUCGGGGAUACUGUCUUUUCUGGCAUAUAAUACUGGCCUUGUAAUAUUAAUAUCACGCUCCCUGUCAUCCAACUUGAUAAUAUGCACCUUAUUACUUAUCA